This is a messenger RNA of Python bivittatus (Burmese python), 505 nucleotides long. The record is from RefSeq and is a predicted model, not a curated record. NCBI's taxonomy places the organism in Eukaryota, Metazoa, Chordata, Lepidosauria, Squamata, Pythonidae.
UUCACUUUUAUGCCCUGGUUUUCUUUUAUUUCUUCUUUUCUGUAACUGCAGCUGGUGCUGAGAACAAAAUUGGUUGGGCAUUUGGUCUGGGAUUAGAGCGGUUGGCCAUGAUCCUGUAUGGAAUCCCUGACAUCCGCCUUUUCUGGAGCAAAGAUGAACGUUUCCUGAAACAGUUUGAUGUGCUUCAUAUUGACCAAAACAUACACUUCCAGCCUUUCAGUAAAUAUCCUCCUGUAAUCAAUGAUAUAUCCUUUUGGCUGCCUUCUGAAAAAUACUGUGAAAAUGACUUCUAUGAUUUAGUCCGAACUAUUGGAGGAGACAUGGUGGAAGAAGUCAAGCUCAUAGAUGUAUUCACACAUCCAAAGACAAAAAGGGUCAGCCACUGUUACCAGAUCACCUACCGGCACUUGGAAAGGACCCUGACUCAGAAGGAAAUAAGCAGUAUCCAUCAAACCAUUCAGAAAUCAGUAAUAGAGGAAUUGGGAGUGGAUGGAAGAUUUUGACC